AUGAAAAAGAAGGUGAUAGCAGUGGCACUAAUGACGUCAGCAGUGAUCAAUAUAGGUUUCAUCCUUGUAUACCUGGACGUGUCAUCGUAUGUUGCCAAUUACAAUACUAUACAACCAGUGCGCAAUCUUUACCAACAUAUCUCUGAAGAUGAAAUUAUAGAUGACGUCAUACAAUAUGGCAACAAUAUCUGGAAUAUAUCCGCAGCUUUUAAAGGCUCGAAACACAGGACCAAUGCCCAAACUACUGUUGUGACGCUCUCAAACGAUGCUGAGUUUAUUUAUAGAGGUGACGUUAUUGUAAUUAAACUCCACGCACGUGACGAUAAUGGACGAGAUCGUAAUGUAGGAGGUGAUAUAUGGCGUGUAGCAAUAAACAACAUGGACAAGAAGUUUUCCUCUAUGGGGAAGAUUACCGACCAUAAUAAUGGAACAUACACUGUACAUGUAUACGCUGGUUUAUCUGGGCAAGUGCAAGUUCAAGUGACGUUAGUCUUGCAGAGAGAAGCAGUUUUAUACCAAAGAGACGUGCUCAGACCAACCGAACUUCGGAGCACCUGGCGCGGAAUAUUCAAACGACGCAAAAAAACCGAACAUACAUAUUGCGUGUUAAUGAGAGAGGGAGUUUGGGACAAUAAAUGCGAAUUUCCGCAUCCAAAAGCAUUAGGAAUGACGACAUUUGUAUGUGAUCCACCAAAGACUCUGCACUGCAAUACUCUCACUGAAAUACAAAAUGUGGCAAACAUUCCAAACUCUUUGAAUAGAACCAUGGCUGAAAAUAAUUAUUUCUUUCAAAGUCCCAAUGCAGAUCAAGUUAUCACAAACAGUAGCUUGAAGGAAAUAACCAUAAAAGAUCGUAGAGAACCAGACAAUCUCCUGUAUUCCAUACCUCACUGUAAAGCUGAGUUACCAGAUACCCUGAGUGAUGGUUAUUGGUUGGGGUCACGAUGGCACUCACUGGUUUGUCAAAGUAAGCAGUGGACGAAUGUGACCGAGGUACAAGAAUGCUUGAAGGACAAGGACGUGUACUUUCUAGGCGACUCAACCACCCAUCAAUGGUAUAAAAUUAUGAUAAAUAUUGUUGGAUACCCGGUCAAUAUGACCGAUAGCAACUGGCGUCGGAAAGUGUCCAGCAUUCCCGGGUUGUUCAAUGCAUCUGGAACGGAUGCAUAUUCGAUUCAAGUCACCGAUUUGAAAAACAAUAUCAACUUUACAUUCCGUCAUCAUGCCAUCUCACGUCAUACACGUUAUCCAAUUCCCAUUCAACGUUUUCCAUUCUUUGUUGAUCUUAUUGAUGGUUUGACAGCCCCGAAAUGCAACUAUGUCAUUGUGCUCAGUUUCUGGGCUCACUUUGAAGCAUGGACUCAAACCAGCUUCUCGGAAAGAGUUGCAAAUCUUGAGAAGGGUGUAAAACGUCUCAAAAAACGUUGUCCCAAUUCUAUUAUUGGCAUAAAAGGGUCCCAUGCAAAACAUGAUGUACAAAGUUACUGGAUCGUUUAUGACAUGAUCCGAAUUAUGAAAGAAACUUUCAGCGGCGAUGGAGUGUUUUUCAUUGACAUAUGGGAUAUGAACUUUGCAUAUGCCAUAGCAAACAAGAAAGACAUGGAGACACAUAUGCCCUUGGCGCUAAUAAGGGAAGAGGUACGUCCGUCACGGUUUGUGAAUUUAAUGGGCAGCAUGAAAAAGAAGGUGAUAGCAGUGGCACUAAUGACGUCAGCAGUGAUCAAUAUAAGUUUCAUCCUUGUACACCUGGACGUGUCAUCGUAUGUUGUCAAUUACAGUACUAUACAACCAGUGCGUAAUCUUUAUCAACAUAUCUCUGGAGAUGAAAUUAUAGAUGACGUCAUACAAUAUGACAACACUAUCUGGAAGAUAUCCGCAGCUUUUAAAGGCUCGAAACACAGGACCAAUGCCCAAACUACUGUUGUGACGCUCUCAAACGAUGCUGAGUCUGUUUAUAAAGGUGACGUCAUUGUAAUCAAACUCCAAGCACGUGACGAUAAUGGACGAGAUCGUAAUGUAGGGGGUGAUAUAUGGCGUGUAGCGAUAUACAGCUCCGAUGAGAGGUUUGCCUCUAUGGGGAAGAUUACCGACCAUAAUAAUGGAACAUACACUGUACAUGUUUACGCUGGUUUAUCUGGGCAAAUGAAAGUUCAAGUGACGUUAGUCUUGCAGAGAGAAGCAGUUUUAUACCAAAGAGACGUGCUCAGACCAACCGAACUUCGGAGCACCUGGCGCGGAAUAUUCAAACGACGCAAAAAAACCGAACAUACAUAUUGCGUGUUAAUGAGAGAGGGAGUUUGGGACAAUAAAUGCGAAUUUCCGCAUCCAAAAGCAUUAGGAAUGACGACAUUUGUAUGUGAUCCACCAAAGACUCUGCACUGCAAUACUCUCAUAGGAAUACAAAAUGUGGCAAACAUUCCAAACUCUUUGAAUAGAACCAUGGCUGAAAAUAGUCAUUUCUUUCAAAGUCCUAACGCAGAUCAAGUUAUCACAAACAGUAGUUUGAAGGAAAUGACCAUACAAAAUCGUAGAGAACCAGACAAUCUCCUGUAUUCCAUACCUCACUGUAAAGCUGAGUUACCAGAUACUCUGAGUGAUGGUUAUUGGUUGGGGUCACGAUGGCACUCACUGGUUUGUCAAAGUAAGCAGUGGACGAAUGUGACCGAGGUACAAGAAUGCUUGAAGGGCAAGGACGUGUACUUUCUAGGAGACUCAACCACCCAUCAGUGGUAUAAAAUUAUGAUAAAUACUGUUGGAUACCCCGUCCAUAUUAACGAUAACAACUGGCGUCGGAAAGUGUCCAGCAUUCCCGGGUUGUUUAAUGCAUCUGGAACGGAUGCAUAUUCGGUUAAAGUCACCGAUUUGAAAAACAAUAUCAACUUUACAUUCCGUCAUCAUGCCAUCUCACGUCAUACACGUCAUCCAAUUCCCAUUCAACGUUUUCCAUUCUUUGUUGAUCUUAUUGAUGGUUUGACAGCCCCGAAAUGCAACUAUGUCAUUGUGCUCAGUUUCUGGGCUCACUUUGAGGCAUGGACUCAAACUAGCUUCUCAGAAAGAAUUGCAAAUCUUGAGAAGGGUGUAAAACGUCUCAAAAAACGUUGUCCCAAUUCUAUUAUUGGCAUAAAAGGGUCCCAUGCAAAACAUGAUGUACAGAGUUACUGGAUCGUUUAUGACAUGAUCCGCAUUAUGAAAGAAACCUUCAGCGGCGAUGGAGUGUUUUUCAUUGACAUAUGGGAUAUGAACUUUGCAUAUGCCAUAGCAAACAAGAAAAACAUGGAGACACAUAUGCCCUUGGCGCUAAUACGGGAAGAGGUGUAUUUAUUCCUGUCAUAUGUCUGUCCAUGA
Messenger RNA from Saccoglossus kowalevskii, 3345 nucleotides. Its product is annotated as NXPE family member 3-like. The record is from RefSeq and is a predicted model, not a curated record. NCBI's taxonomy places the organism in Eukaryota, Metazoa, Hemichordata, Enteropneusta, Harrimaniidae.